AUGGAUGAGACUUCCAACUGGGCGGAACAGUCACAGCCCAAGAAACCCGAAUUAGCUGAGACUUCUAACAUUGGUUUGCCGACGAGCUACAGCGAGCAGGCUGCGACGGAGAGUUUAAACCCUGUGCGAUCAAAAGGAGUCAUUGAAUCGACACUUCAAUUUCUCUCAACGGCUAAUAGUGAGACUCUUCUGGGUGUCUUCGCAUGCUUGGUAGGCGCGACGCUCGUACUUUUUGGAAGACUAGGUUUGCUCUUGAUCGGAAUUGCUAGUGGUAUCAUCUUGCACGCACAAUGGGAGGCAGUUUAUGAGGACCCUAUCCAUCCAUUAUCCAAUCCCCGACAGCGAAGGAGAAAGGAGCUCGCCCUGGACAUAUCCAGAAGACUACUCGAUUGGCCGAAAAGUACGACCUUGGCUGCCGAUGCUGAACAAGAUGACACUGGGCAAGUAUUCCUCUUCGGGGACUCUUCCUCUGCUGAUCUUGAUUAUUCUGCUCUUGGCCCCAAGACAGCGGAUGCCCUGAGAUCAAUCACCGAUGCAGUUAUGAAGGACUAUGUGAUCUCCUGGUCUAGUCCAAUAUUACCGCCCGAGACAACAUUUCAUCUGGCAUGCAGGAAGUUGUUGGCCGAGUUUAUCUCGUCCUUGUCAUUGCACCUCUCUCGUAAACGCUCUGCUGACACCUUUUUGGAACUCCUCACUAACUCAUCCUCACUGAUCAUUGUGUUUUUGAAUGAGCUUUCUGCAGCAUUCGAGUCCGUCGGCUCCACUAAACCGCCGGAAGAGGUAGUCUUGCGCUACAUAGAGACCUCCCCUGAAAGUGGCCUGGCGAAUAUCUUAGCCAACGACCAACAGAAGAAGAAGCUCGACAUUAUAGCGGACGAUAUUUUGGCCAGAUUUCUAGACCCAAAUGUCUAUGGAUGUCUGCUGCUCAGAAAUUUCAUGCGCGAAAUGUUCGUGAGCGUUCUAUUUGAGUCAACCGUUUCGAGUCUUUCGAGGCCAGAAAUCAUCAAUGGCUGGAUUAUAUAUCUUUUUAGUGAAGGCAAGUCAGAAAUAAUGACUGCAAUAGACGCCGGUGUGGAAGGGGCCCAGGAACAAGUUGUGACAGCAACUAGAGAACUCAACAGCGUAAAUGAACUUCCAUCCGAUACAACGCGCAACACGAGCCCAGACUUCGAUAUCACUAGGGAUAUAAUACAACAUGAAAUGGCAAAUGUUGACAGGGCAACAGUGGAAGCCAAAAUAGAGGCGAAGCGACUCAGUGACAUGAUCACGGCGCAUGAUCAGCAGAAGCAAAGCCCAGAGAGAGCACUGGGAAACGAUGUGCAGGAGGUGGCAUCGGAUGACAAGAUUGAUCAUAGAGAAGUCUUGCCUGCAGACGAGAUCGGAGACGGAGCUUUGCAACGCAAAGUCUCAGGUUGUGAUCAAGCAAAGCAUAUUGAAAAUAAUAUCGAUUCCAACGUAGAAGAAGAUAACAGCUCGUCUCCUUCACUCAUGCAAUUCAAGAGUCCAACCGCACCGACUUCGCUACCGGAACCAGCCAUCCUUCAUCGUGCAUCCAUAACGGUAGAAACCGAAGCUUCAAAGGCCACAUCGAAAGGCCCACUCCGCUCAAAGCCAACGUCGGACUAUUUACUGCAAGUUGAACCUGUAUCGACACGGUCUACUGGGUGGAUGGUUUUCCGAAAAUAUACCGAUUUCGAAUCGCUUCACCAAACUUUGGAGGCUAUCUCGAGACUGCACAAACUACGGAAGUUCGCAGACGAUCACCCAGUUGUACCCUCGUGGAAAGGCCAGACAACAUUGGAAUUGGCUAAGAACUUGGAAUGUUAUCUUCAAGAUGCUCUUAACCACGAGUCUCUGGCAGAGAGUGAAAAGAUGAAACGAUUUCUUGGCAAGGAUGAACAUCUUGGAUCGGACUUCAGUAAUCCUUACGGCAGGACUGGGUUCCCCUUUCCAAGCCAAUCUGCACUCGAGAAUGUAGGAAAGGGAGUGUUGGGCGUAUUAUCCAAUGCACCCAGAGGCGUCUCGGGAAGUGGCAAAGCCAUGUUGGAUGGCAUGACAGGGGUGUUUGGUGGAGGCAGCAGUAAAAAGCAAUCACCGGAUUCAGUGGUAGGCGAUAAAGCCAGGCCACUAAAUCCUGUCAACCAUAAUGGGUCAAUCGAUCAGGUGUCAGAGGGGAGACUUCGGAAUUCUACGAGGAUUGGCUCGGCUUCCCCACCGGACGGAUUUCACACAGACAAGACAUUUGGGAGGCCAGCUCCCCCUCCUGAAGAGGCUUUUUCGAAUAAAUUCGAAACGGCUACGGACUAUGCAGGAUUUCCCGACAGCUCAGCUCAGACGACGGAUGUAGGAUGCAUUGUGGCUUCUACACAACUGUCUCCUUCAACCGGGCGCAAUACUUCGGCUGACCUACCCCGGUCUCCUGGCGGGACGCAAGAUAAUUCUCACGCCAACAGCGAAGGGCAAGCACCAGACGCUGAAUUAAGCGAGUACAGAAGUCAAGGCAAUCCUAUCACGCAUGAAGAGACGCGCAUAGCAGUGGAGCUCAUAUUCGCGGUAAUCAAUGAACUAUACACCUUGUCUUCGGCAUGGAACAUACGCAGGACUCUACUUAAUGCGGCAAAAUCGUACAUAUUACGCCCCGGAAAUCCUCAUUUGGAGACGAUCCGUGAGCUGCUCCAGGUAUCGAUGAUUGAUUCGCAUACGUCAGAUGAAGCAAUUGGGCUAUAUCUCAACAAGUUACGUGAAAAUGCUCUGCCAACGGAAAGCGAGUUAGAAAACUGGCCGCCGCCAUCCACUGAUGCUGAGAAAGAACGGCUGAGGGAGACGGCUCGCAAAGUCUUCGUUCAGCGAGGCUUACCCCAGGCUCUUACGAGCGUUAUGGGAGCAAAUGCCAGUAAGGAAGUUUUGGGGAGAAUCUUCGAUUGUCUGCAGGUUCAAAAUCUCGCUAGGGGAGCCAGAAAACGCGAACCAGACGCUGAGAGUGAUUCUAUUGACGACCAUCGGUCAUCAAAAAGGACGAGGGGCAAUGUCUCGAAGGGAAACCCAAACCCUAAUCAUACCGAUUUACUCGCUGGCCAGGGAAAGCUUGACUCGAAUGGAGACCUCUACUGGGAAAUCUCCAAAGCACGCCGUCUGACCAUCUCAUCUUUCCGUGGAAAGACCCUGGUCAGUAUAAGGGAAUACUACGAGAAGGAUGGCCACGAGCUCCCUGGGAAGAAGAAUAAAGGCGAAUCAAUCCCCCGACCACAGUAUGAUAGCGAUAGUAAAUUGACCAGUGAGAACAAAGAGGUCGGUGAUGACUCUGGUGAAUAUUCGGAUGACAAGGAUACGCGCCGGAAUAUCGAGGCGACGAGUGAGGACGACAGCGAUGAGUAG
Molecule: messenger RNA, 3375 nt
Organism: Aspergillus neoniger CBS 115656
Lineage: Eukaryota; Fungi; Ascomycota; Eurotiomycetes; Eurotiales; Aspergillaceae
Product: PX domain protein
Exons: 4
Coding region: 1-3375 (1124 amino acids)
Biological process (GO): regulation of DNA-templated transcription
Cellular component (GO): intracellular membrane-bounded organelle
Molecular function (GO): DNA binding; phosphatidylinositol binding
Source: RefSeq, a predicted model, not a curated record